UUUAUUGGCAACUGGAAAAAGAAAAUAUUUGAAAGAAAAACUGAAAAAUAAACAAUAUUUCCUUUCAUUUUAACAUCUCUUUGGACUUUUUGAAGGUACCUUGACAUGCUUCAGUCAGUUCACUUGGUCGGAGAAGAAGAGGAUGAUAUUUAUGGCGGGUUUAACGACUACGAACCCGCCUUCGCAACCGAGAAUUUGGAGGAAGAUGAAGCGUUCCAACAAGCGCUAAAAACAAGCCAUGGACAAAGACCAGGAGUUAAAACGGGAAAGAUGACAGCAGUCGGGGCUAGAGGUAAGGUACCUGGCUCGUCAAUGGGAAGACCAACAACUGGAAUAGCUGCAGACACUUCUCAAGCCCGUCCAAUGACAGCUGUGCGCUCGGUUGGAUAUAGCUCAAGUGGAAACAGAGGUGUUGGAGGACAGUUUGACCCUCUUAAUCAGACAAGGGGUCCUGCCCCACCCUUGGAAGCAAAGGCUGAAGAUAGUCCUGAGGAAAAAGUAAAGCAGCUUGAGAAGAAGGUGAAUGAACUCAUUGAAGAAAGCUGUAUUGCUAAUGACAGAGGUGACUUUGCCCUGGCUCUAGAAAAGGCUAAAGAGGCUGGCCGUAAGGAAAGAUCUUUAUGCCGUCAAAGAGAGCAGACGUCACUAAGUGAGCAAAUGAACCUGGAUCUUACUUACUCUGUGUUGUUCAACCUGGCCAAUCAGUACCACACCAACAAGAUGUUUAAUGAAUCCCUUAAUACCUACCAAGUUAUUGUCAAGAAUAAGAUGUUCAGCAAUGCAGGGCGUUUGAGGGUCAAUAUGGGGAACAUCUACUUUGAGCAGAAGAAAUACCCCCAAGCAAUCAAACACUACAGGAUGGCACUGGACCAGGUGCCAAACACCCACAGGGAAAUGAGGAUCAAGAUCAUGCAGAACAUUGGCGUUGCCUUUGUAAAGAUGGGACAGUACAGUGACGCUGUGACGUCAUUUGAACAUAUCAUGGUAGAGAAAGCUAACUUCCAAACAGGCUUCAAUCUUAUCCUCUGUUACUUUGGCCUUGGAGACCGAGAAAAAAUGAAGAAAACAUUCCAGAAGUUGCUUUCCAUUGACCUUGGCAUUGACGAUGAAGACAAGUACACUGCCACACAGGAUGACAAUCUACAAAUGAUGAUCCUUGAGGUUAUAAGAAAUGAUAAACUCAGAGAGAUUGAGAGAAAAAAGAAGUCUCAAGCAGAGAAGUUCAUCAUGGGUGCUGCCAAGCUCAUCUCGCCGGCCAUUGAAAACAACUUUGCUGCUGGUUUUGACUGGUGCAUUGAUUGUGUCAAGGUUUCUCCUUACAUGGAACUAGCUAAUGAACUAGAAAUCACAAAAGCUGUUACCUAUCUAAAACAAAAGGAUUUGAACAAGGCUGUUGAAUGCUUGAAGGGUUUUGAGAAGAAGGACUCAAAAGUCCAGUCAACAGCAGCCACUGAUUUGUCAUUUUUGUACUUCCUGGAAAAUGAUUUCAACCAAGCUGAUAAGUAUGCAGAGUUGGCAAUGAGCACAGAUCGAUACAAUCCUGCCGCCCUUGUGAAUAAAGGAAACUGUCUGUACGCUCAAGGGGAGUAUGAAAAGGCCAGAGAUUUUUACCAAGAGGCAUACAAUGUAGAAGCAACAUGCACAGAAGCUCUUUAUAACCUGGGUCUUGUGUUCAAGAAGCUUGGUCAGUAUGAAGACGCCCUGGAUUGUUUCACAAAGCUCCAUGCCAUCCUAAGGAACCACCCACAAGUCAUCUACCAGCUGGCUAAUAUAUAUGAGUUACUGGAAGACAUGAAUCAAGCAACAGAAUGGUACAUGCAGUUAGUGUCUGUGGUACCAACAGAUCCCUUUGUGUUGGCCAAACUGGGUGAGAUCUACGAUAACGAGCAGGACAAAUCACAAGCUUUUCAGUAUCACUACGAGUCUUAUCGUUAUUUCCCGUCUAACAUCGAAAUUAUCUCCUGGCUGGGUGCCUACUACAUCGACUCACAGUUCUGUGAGAAAGCAAUUCAUUAUUUUGAACGAGCAGCUGUCAUACAACCAAAUGAAGUAAAAUGGCAGCUAAUGAUUGCCAGUUGUUAUCGGCGUAGCGGAAACUACCAGCAAGCACUAGAGACCUACAAAGCUAUUCACCAGAAGUUCCCAGAGAAUGUGGAAUGUCUGAAGUUUUUGGUUCGAAUUUGUACAGAUCUUGGACUAAAGGAUGUGCAGGAAUACGCACAGAAGCUGAAAAAAGCAGAAAAAGCUCGUGAACUAAAGCAACAGAGAGCCAGUAGUGGUAGCAGUCGCAAGGGUAGUGGGCGUGRCGGGAGCGCUAGUCGACCAGGAGCUGCGGGGUCUCGAAACAGCAGUGCUGGAAGUGAUUCUAGUCGUAUUGGUAGUGGUACAGGAACUAGAGGAAUUGGGAGCGCUGGAAGUAAAGCUGGUCAUGCGAGACCGACUCUUGCGGAUACUGAUGAUUUGUAUAAUGUUGCAAGUCCUAAGGAAGUUGAUGCUACGUACUCAGACCCCCUAGGGGAGGCACCAGCAAGACCAAAGACAGCAGGCCGUCAGCGGCAUCAACCUCAAGAAGAUGAAUUUGGUGACGAAGAACUUGGGGAUGAUCUCCUUCCAGAGUAGAGCCAACCUCAAGAAAUACCAUAUUACAUUAAACGAGUCACCUGUUAUAAAGGAUACACUUAUCUUUAUUGACUUGAUUGGAUUCAUUGAAAUUGAAAUUCCAUGUUAAUUCACAGAAAAAUACAACAGUCUCCCUCCUAAGCAUAUAUUAGGAUUAGUUUCUCUUCAUAUUAUAACUUGUAAGAAAAGUCAUAGAUGUUAGGGAUAUUUAUUAACAACAUGCUUUGCAUUCACUCCCUUGAUGAAGCAUUAAUAAAAUAGUGGAAAAAUAA
Messenger RNA from Actinia tenebrosa (Australian red waratah sea anemone), 2891 nucleotides. Its product is annotated as intraflagellar transport protein 88 homolog. Gene Ontology annotation, cellular component: ciliary basal body; non-motile cilium; ciliary base. NCBI's taxonomy places the organism in Eukaryota, Metazoa, Cnidaria, Anthozoa, Actiniaria, Actiniidae. Gene Ontology annotation, biological process: non-motile cilium assembly; intraciliary transport. The record is from RefSeq and is a predicted model, not a curated record. Gene Ontology annotation, molecular function: kinesin binding.